Phasianus colchicus (ring-necked pheasant) is the source of this 2763-nucleotide messenger RNA. It is a transcript of the gene MAL2, whose product is annotated as mal, T cell differentiation protein 2. NCBI's taxonomy places the organism in Eukaryota, Metazoa, Chordata, Aves, Galliformes, Phasianidae. The record is from RefSeq and is a predicted model, not a curated record. Gene Ontology annotation, molecular function: structural constituent of myelin sheath. Gene Ontology annotation, biological process: myelination. Gene Ontology annotation, cellular component: membrane.
CCACCCCUCUUCUGAUGGAGCCCAGGAUACCAUUUGAACAGACUGGACAGGAUCCGAAGGAUGAAGAUGACCAAAGGGCCGGAGAACCUGCCCUGUGUGGAGACACUGAGGAGUCGGGUCUUUUCUCUCCCGGAGAAGACAAGCGGGCUCGCUCUCAUUCUGUCCCAAGCCGUCCCGCAGACCCCCUGCGCGCCUGCCCGCACCCCCAGCAGCGCUGCUCCCGAGCACAUCCCGCAGCGGGCUGCCCCUCCAGCAGCGGGGCGGGCCCGGCCCGGCGCAGGGAGGGCAGGAGAGGGAGGCGGCCGGGGCGGUGCACGGAGGCCCGCCCGCACCUGUUCCCUCCUCCCGCCGCCCUCCUCUUCCUCCUCCUCCUCGCCCACCUGCCCGCGGCUCCGCGUCCCCGCCGCGCUCGGCAGCAGCAGCGACAUGUUGCCCAGAGGAUCCUCGUCCAUGCCGCCGCCGCCUCCCAACCCCGUUGCCUACUUCCCGCCCCCCCGGGUCACGCUGCCCUCCGGCCUGGAGAUCCUGCGCACCUACUCGGGAGCCUUCAUCUUCCUGGAGAUCCUGUUUGGAACUAUAGUCUGGAUUCUGGUAGCUUCUACACAAGUUCCACUGCCACUGCUGCAGGGAUGGGUAAUGUUUGUAGCAGUGACUGCGUGGUUCCUGUCCCUUGUCUUCCUGUGUGUGUUUCUCUUCGGUUAUGCAAACAGAAUCGCUGUCAACUGGAACCAGACAGACUUUCUUUUCCAUGGUGCUACUUUCGUAUUUUAUUUUGGAGCUUUUCUACUGCAAGCAGCAACUACUUCUCUGCAUAACUACCCUCGCGGAUUAAAUUCCACAACAAAUAUGAAGAUUCUAGGUGAUCAUGAAUAUAACAUAAGCAUAGCAGCCUCGAUUUUUGCCUUUGCAACAGCUGUUUGUUAUGGUUUCAGCACAGCCCUGGCAUUGAGGAGAUGGAAGCUAUAGCAGUUGAAGAGACUUUGAUUCCUGAGUGUUCUACUUCAGAUCAAAUUAAGUACUACUUGUCUGUUUUACUGUAAUGUUAUUCCAAAAAGACUUUUUGCUUAAAAUUUGUUUCCAAGUGUUGAAAUGCAAAUAACCCUUAAUCAGGAUUUAUUUAACAGAAGAGAAGUUUCUGUCUCUUCCUUUUUUUAUUUUUUACUUUCAUUGGGAACUCCUUAUAAACAUUAUUUGUUGAAUUGUAAUCCAGAGUUCAGAGAUAAGCAGAUGUUACUAGCAGAUAACAGAGUACUGGUGCUAAACCAGAAGAACAGGAAGAAAACUGAAACUAAACAGACAUGUUACCUGCAUAGGCAGCUAAAGAAGCUACCCCCCCUUGUUAAGGCCUGGGAUUGGGCUCUACGUGUGCUGCAGCAUUACGGUGUGUUCCACACAGGUAGGGCCUCGAGGCUCUUUGUAGAGUCACUGAUCUUGUGUGUGCUGCUCUUUGCAUGAUCAGAGUCCAAUCUGACUGCGAUAUCAGCUUAGUGUGUGUUACUAACUUUGUACAGAGAAAAUAUUUUAAAUAUCCAUCCAGUGCAAUCUUUCAUUGUUGUUUUACAACCAUAUUCAGCUAUGGUGAUUUGAUCAUUCCAGCCUACUGUAUUCUUUUGUAGAUGGAAAAUGACUGGGAUUGUCAAACAGUAAGUAGUUGAUUAGUUUUAGAAAAUCAGCUCAAUCAGAUCUAUUUAUACUGCAAAACAAACAGUGCAUUUGUGUGGUGUGUGUAUAUAAGUGGCAUAAAUUUGACAGGACAAUUUGCACUGUUUUAUUUUGUGGAAAUACAGCUUUGUUUUUGUAACUUAAGUGCUGCUUUUGUUACUUAUUAUGUGAGUCAACAUCAUUUGAAUGGAAUGUUACCAAAUGGUGACUGUUGUCUGACCUCAAUUCUUGCAGUGCAGUAUUUGGUGCAUCCUGAUGUUGGUUUGUGUUGUAAAGGUGUUUUUAUUUAGACAGAUGCCUAUGCAACAUCUUUCUGAAAGCAGCGAAAUGCAAAGCAGUCUGCCCAUUACAGAGUUGGCUUUUGGCAGAAAGGAGGGUUAAUUGAAUAUUCCAGUUGUGUAAUGACACCAUUAUAAAUACAGAAUUAACUUAAAUACAGCAUUGUGCCCUGCUCCUUAACAACUCUUGUCACUAGUGCCAAAUUGAUAAUCUGGGAGCAUAAAAGUUCCCUAUCAUUCACAGAAGUUUUUGCUCACUGCUUCUUGCCGUUGCACCUUACACUUCUGCAGAAACUGCACCUUAGAAUUCUACAGAGAACAGCAGUGGUUGGGUGAGGGAAGACAGGAUGUUCCUCAUUUCCAAACCUGCUCUUUCUCCUUGAGCCAACCAAAGUGAGAGCCUGUUAUGGAAGGUACUUGCCAAAUUUGUCAGGAACAAGGAUCUCUGAGAGCUGCCAGCCUCAUGGAGUCCUUCAGUCCCUGCUGACCCAGCACAGAGAUUUUGAUCAAUGACGCAGCAGCGAGUGGCAGCCUUUCCAACUUCUGGAACCACUCAGUCCUGAAUUACUGCAAUGGGAUGUUUUUGUAUAUCUUGUUUUCUGAAAUUUUUGUCUUAACAAAGAUUUUGUACUCUGCCUGAUUUUAUUUUUUUUUUUCUAAUCCUUUACUUGCAUUGGAACUUGUUUUGUGAAUGUUUUAUCUAGAGCCAUAUACUUUAAAAAAAUAUUUCAUAUUGUAUAAAAUAUGUACAGUAACACUGGAGUAUAUGGAUGAAAAUGUUUAACAGACUUACCUAAGCAGCAUUAAAGUUACUUAAAAUGUU